GGAUAAAUACAGUAUGCCCAAACACCAAUUUUGGAGAAUUGCAUACAAUUAGGUUGUCUUUUUGUAAUUUUCUCCCAAGACAAAAGUGCAAUGUUAAGCUUUGCUUUCUUCUGAGAACAUCCUUUUCUGGGUCUGGUAUUGGGACACAUAUCAGUUCGGAUGUUCUAAAUGAAGAAACUUCAGAAAGGUCUAGAAAUAUGGGCAAAUGCUUACAAAGUGAUUCGAGCUGCAUUAACGAUCUUGAAGAGCAACUGCGUGUUCUCUUUAAUGAAGUAAAUUCGAUGAUAAAAUCAGGAAAUAAAAAUGAUGCUGUUGAUCUACUUAAGGCAAAUUAUGAAGCUGUUAAAGAACAGAUAGAUGCCGGUUUCAGGGGUAGAGAAGAGGCCAGGGUUCUUGACACAAUAGCAUUGGGCCACGUUGCCCUUGGAGACCUAACCACAGCUAUUUCCAUAAUGGACCUGUUGAAUGGGAUUGUUGAACAUUUGAAAAAUGAUGAACCGCUUUUGGACUCAAUACUAAUGCAUAUGGGAAGCGUGUAUGAUAAAUUGGAGAAGCUUGAAAUGUCCUUACUAUCAUACAAAAGAGCACUUGCAAUUGUGGAGAGAAAAUAUGGGGAGACCAGUUCUUUUCUCAUUGUUCCAUUGUUAGGAAUGGCAAAAGCUCUGGGCUCUUUAGGUAGGACCAAAAAAGCUAUUGAAAUAUAUAACCGUGCAAUUUCGGUAUUGGAAUCUUGCAAUGACAUUGAAAAUGAAGAAUUAGUGUUGCCUCUAUUUGCUUUGGGCGACCUUUUACUGGAGGAAAGAAGAGCAACUGAUGCUGAAACUGCUUUCAAAAGAAUUAUAAGCAUCUGCACGAAUUUAUACGGGGAAAAUGAUGUAAAAGUUGGAAUGGCUUUGUGCUCUCUUGCAAAGGCAAAAUAUAGUAAAGGUAAGAUUGAUGAAGCCGUGAAUCUAUACAGGAAGGCUCUUCAGGUUCUCCAAUAUUCUGAAUGUGCUGUAGAUGACAAAGUUAUGGAGAAGAUCAGAACAGACUUUGCAGAGUUACUUCACUUGGUAGGAAGGAACAAUGAAGGGCGUGCCCUCUUGGAGGAAUGCUUACUGAUUACAGAGAAAUCCAAAGGGAAAGACCAUCCCAACUGUGUUAAACAUCUAUUAAAUCUUGCCACUUCAUAUUCUCGGUCCAAAAAUUAUGCUGAAGCUGAGAAGUUGCUGCGCAUAAGUUUACAGAUUAUGUUGAAGACUCUGCCACGUGAUGAUCAAUCUAUUAGCUUCCCAAUGCUCCAUCUUGCACUUACUCUCUUUAAUUUGAACCAAGUUGAUGAAGCCGAGAAGUAUGCACUAGAGGUUUUACGCAUUCGCGAGAAGGCCUUUGGAAAAGAUUCUCUUCCUGUUGGGGAGGUUCUUGACUGUCUUGUUUCUAUUCAGAAAAGACUAGGAAAAGAUGACAAUGAGUUGCUGGAGCAUCUGAAGCGAAUUUUGAAAAUUCAAGAGAAAGCUUAUGGCAGUGACAGUGAAGAGGUUAUGGAGACACUCAAGAAGGCGUGCACUACAUGACGACGAUAGGAUUGAGACACGAGAAACUCCCUCUUGAAAGAAGAUUGGCACGUCUCAAAGACAAGUACAACCAUGCUGUGAAACAAUAUUAAAGGUUCCAUUCCCAAAGCUGUAUGCAAGAGUCAUGGUGCAGUCACACCACGGAUGACAUCAAGUUUGACACUGCCAAAUGUCUCAUGUUUGCAUUUGAUUGUCUCUGAUCAUUUUACCGUAGAACUUUCAUACAAACAGUGCCAAAGCGAUGGGCGAUUCACUGGUCUUUACCUCCAGAAAGCAUUAUCAACGAUUGGAGCUAGUGAUUAUAUUGGCAUUAUCAAAAAUUUUCCUAUGAAGGGAGCAUCAAAUUGAAAGCAGGAUUGAGCUGAGACUUCAAAACCGACAUCAAAUUACAUACGCUUUGUAUGUAUAUGUAAAUGCAUUAGCCCGGGGAUGCUAUGCACCUGCACUUUCUAGUGCGUUUGAUAAUGAUAAAAAUGGGAGAAAAAAAUAUGCUUUGCUAUGUUGUUCUCUGCAGCUGUUAUGUUGUUCUCUUUAGAAGGACAGAUGUUCUAAGAACAUCUUCAGUAGAAGAGAAUGUAUGGUUUUGUUUCUCUUGGAAGCACUUGUAAGAGCAUUGUUGGCUCCCAAAAGCCUUCAAAUACAACUUGGUUCAACCC
Cuscuta campestris is the source of this 2209-nucleotide messenger RNA. Lineage: Eukaryota; Viridiplantae; Streptophyta; Magnoliopsida; Solanales; Convolvulaceae. The record is from the annotation of a GenBank genome assembly.